Eimeria acervulina is the source of this 5850-nucleotide messenger RNA. RefSeq lists its product as hypothetical. The transcript is spliced from 8 exons. The record is from RefSeq and is a predicted model, not a curated record. Bases 1 to 5850 code for a protein of 1949 amino acids. NCBI's taxonomy places the organism in Eukaryota, Apicomplexa, Conoidasida, Eucoccidiorida, Eimeriidae. Gene Ontology annotation, molecular function: gamma-tubulin binding.
AUGGCAGCAGCAAGCAGCACCCAUCCAGGGGCCCCCCUCAGCUUCGACAGGUGGGGGGCCCCCAAUGAACUCAGCAGGGGGCCCCCUUUUGCUGCUGGACUCCCCUCAAGCAUAAUAUCGCCUGUAAGAGAGACAGCGAGUUAUCAGCACUACACAAGGAAGCCGUUAGGCAGCAGCAGCAGCAGCAGCAACAGCAGCAACAGCAGCAGCAGCAGCAACAGCAGCAACAGCAGCAGCAGCAGCGGCAGGAACAACAGCAGCAGCAGCAGCGGCCGGAACAACUGCAGCAGCAGCAACAGCAGCAGCAGCAGCAGCAGCAUAGGGGCCCUUAUUAGGGAACUUGUCCAGUCACGAGUUGCCGCUCUGGGCCUUAAGGGGGCCCCCCAAGCAGCAAAGCAGAGGGCUCGCAGCGCUGCCUGGGGGGCCCUCCUCAGGCCCUCUAUUCAUUGCAACAACAGCAGUAGCAGCAACGACAGCAGCAGCAGCAGCAGCGACACGAAACAAGCACAAGAUCUCACGCUGCUGCUGCUCCUGCAGCAGAAGCAGCUUCUGCUGGUGCAGCAGCAGCAGGAUGACGCACAUUUCCUGGGGUUUGCUGCUGCAGCAAUCUGCGGUGAUUGGGGAACAGAGGGGGGCCCCACGGGGGCCCCCAUAGACUCCUGGAGGGGCCCCCCUCCGCCUUACAAGGACCUGCAGCAGCCCCUGCAGCAUCAAGACCUCAUCCAUCAGUAUCAGCAGCAGCAGCAACAACAGCAGCAACAGCAGCAGCAGCAAGAACCGACUGCUGCGACUCCCCAGCAUGCGUCUUGGGGGCCCCUUGAAGAGAGGGGCCCCCAACCAUCACUAUCAUUUUCCUCGGCGUUGCGUCUGACUUUAAAACAAGACAGCUCAGCCAUCACGAGGGAUAGGGGCCCCUUGGGGGCCCCCUUGGUAUGCUCUUUAAGGGGCCCCUUUGGGGGCCCCUGUGGGGGCCCCUGUGGUGUGGGGCCCCCUGUAAAGGGCUCAGUAAGAGGGGCCCCCCUUCAGGAAUUGCUGUCUCCUGAUGAAUCUUCUUGCGGUGCUCCUAACGGUCUCCUCUUUGGGGGCCCCCAGUGGGGGGCCCCCCCUCUGUCUCUACAGCUUUGGGGGGCCCCUCCUCCUUCAAACAGCUCUGAAACAGAACCAGCAGCAAAACAGGAAAGGGCUCCUCCCUCAAGCAGCAGCAGCACCAACAACAAUAACAGCAGCAGCAGCAGCAGCAGCUGGUUGCUUGGGGGCACUGCAGCAGGCCUCAUCGGGGACAUAAAGGAGGGGGGCCCCUUUGGUGUCUCCUCGAGGGGCUUCAUGGGGGCCCCCCAAGAGCCUCUGGAGGGGGCCCCCCAGUCGUCUAUAACCGACUCCUUUCGUGCGUUUCUCUGCAACAAGGAAGCAGCAGCAGCAGCAGCAGCAGCAGCAGCAGCAGAGGAGCAAGAAAACCCUAGAGGUGCUGAAGGAGCCUUUGGGGCCCCCCGCUUCGCCGGGGCCCUGAGGGGCCCCCUGGAACUCCCAUCUGUGGGGGCCCUCCCGAGCAGUGUUGCUGCUGCAGAUCCUGUAGCAGCAACUGCAGCAGCUGCUGCUGAAGAGCAGCAGCUGCUGCUGCGCCGUUUCACCGCUCUGUCUCUUAGAGGCGAGAAAGCAUCUGGGGUGUCUGUGGGGCCCCACAUGGAGGGGACUCUGCUGCAGCUGCAGCAGCAGCAGCAGCAGCAUCUAAUGCCCCCAAUCCCAUCAAAAGGGGGCCCCCAAAGGGGGCCCCCCUGCUCCUCUGGGGGUCUCCUCUCUAUCCCUGAAGGGGCCCUGCUGUACCCUCACCGGGGGCCCCCAGAAGAGGGGGGCCCCCCUAGACCUGGGGGCCCCCCUGGAUGUAGAGGGGGGCCCCCUGAAGAGGGGGCCCCCCCUAAUUCAUUGCCAGCAAAUAUUUGGCUGGCAGCUACCCGACCCUAUCGCUCAGCAGAGGGGGCCCUCGCGCUGCGGCUGCCAGCAGCAGCAGCAGCAGCAGCAGCAGAAAGUUUAGCUGAGGCGGCACUCGGAGGCACCCUUAUGGGCCUCACGCAGAGGUUAGAGACAGCAAGAGCAGCACUGCUGCAAGGAGACAGACAGCUGGAGGAGACAGACAUCCCACCUGCUGCUGAGAGCCCCAGGGCCCCCCCUACUCUGCUGCAUCUGCAGUGGUCUCAAGCAAGACCCUGGGGGCCCCCUCAGGGGCCCCCGGGGGGCCCUAGGGGGGCCCUAAAGGUUGAGCAGCUAAGCUCUGCGCCUCUUUGGCUUCGCUGCUGCUGUGCUGCACUUUGUGGAGACCCUUCUCCUUUGUUUCCUCUUGCUGCUGUCUGCUGCUGCUGCAGCAGCACGAGCCCGGAGCAGCAGCAGCAGAUGAUCUCUCCUGAGGUGUACAUACACCCGCAAGAGGUACUCUUCAGGUCCGCCUGCUGCAGCAGCAACAGCAGCAGCAGCAGCAGCAACGGUGGCUGCCCUGCAAGGGCACGGCCUUUCUUUGCUGCUACUGAUUUGUGCUGCUGUUACGAGGCGCUGAUCGCUGCGCACGGCCCCACAGCAGCAGCAACAGCAGCAGCUGAAAAUGCAGCAGCAGCAGCAGCAGCAGCAGCAGCAGCAGCAGCAGCAGCACGUGAGGGCGCCUGCAAGGUUUCGGGGCCCUGGAGGGACGCCCUGCAGGAAAUUGCUGAUUUGGGGUCUCUUGUGCUGCGGCUGAAGUCCUUCUGUACAGAGUUUCUGCUGCCUCCUUCUGUGGUCAUCUCCCGCAGCAGCAGCAGCAACAGCAGCAGCAGCAACAGCAGCAGCAGCAGCAAGCAGCAGCAGCAGCAGCAGCAGCGGCCUCUGUUUUAUGGCCUUACUCUAGCUGCCUUUGCUAGGGCUGUUGAGGCGGAGUUGUUGGCUUUUGAAAGAUACUUAGUAAAUGAGGUGUAUAUACACCUCAAGUGCUGCGGCUCCCCGCUGCUGCUGCUUGCAGCAGUACGCCGCUGGCAGCCUUUGCUGCUGCUGCUCGCCCGCCUCUGUGGCCUAGACUUCCCCUGCAGCAGCAGCAGCAACAACAACAGCAGCAACGACAGCAACAGCAGCAGCAGCAGCAACAGCAACAGCAGCAGCAGCAGCAACAGUAGGGUACUGUGGCGCUUCCCUCGAGGGACAGCUCUGCUGUCUCGCCUAAUGACGGCUUGCGCUGCGCUGCAGCACCUCAGGAGGGCUCCUCUCCUGCAGCAGCAGCAGCAGCAGCAGCAGCAGGUUUAUGGUGGGGAGGCCGCCUUAGCCCUCCGGCUGCUAGAAGCCUCUGCCCCUGCCUUUCUGCACACGUUGUCUCGCUGCUGUUUUGCGGGUACACUGGAGGAUCUGUCUUUGGAGUUUUCAGCGCCAUUUGAGGGCCCCCCGGGGGGCCCCCCUGUGUGGGGUGUACGUGCACCGGGGUCCUGCGAGCUGCUGCUGCUGCUGCCGGAGCCUCUUCUCUUUCUGGGGCCCCUUGCUGCGCGGUGUACCGCGCUGCAGCAGCUGCUGCUGCAGUACGAUCCUGCUGCUGCUUCUGCUGCUUGUCUCUUCCUCUCGCAGCAAGCCGCCAGCAGCCACACCCACAGCCAAUGCAGCGGCCGCAGCAGCAACAGCAGCAGCAACAGCAACAGCGGCAGCAGCAGCAGCAGCAGCAGCAACAGCAGCAGCAGCAGCAGCACCAUUCCUGAACCGGAGUCGGACCCCAUAGAAGAGUCAUGGGGGGGCCCCAAACGUCUUUUUGGGGCCCCUGGGGGCCUCGGAUUUGCCGAGUUUUGUGUUGCAGUGCAGCAGCAGCAGCAGCGGCAGCAGCAGCAACUGAUGCUGCAGCCGCCUACAGUUCCAGCGUUGCAGGAUGCCCCCAGCAGCAGCAGCAUCAACACCAGCAGCAGCAGCAGCAAGGACUGCGGGGAAGAAGUCAGUUGCUGCAGCCUUCCUGCGACUCCAACAGCUCUUAUGCUGCAGGGAAGCCCGUGCAACAGCAACAGCAGCAGCAGCAACAGCAACAACAACAGCAGCAGCAGCAGCAGUUCGUUGUUUCUUACAUUUGAGGCCCGUAGCAUUGCAGCAGCAGUCUCGCAGCAAGACAAAUGCUUCGCAGCAGCAGCCAGCCGUCUUCUUAGCCUUGCUGUAAACGGAGAGACAGAAACGUCCGUUGCUGCUGAUCUGCAGCAGCAGCAGCAGCAGCAGAUUCUGCUGCUGCAACGGGAUAUACAAUAUGAGCAAAACCAGCAGCAACAGGACCAACAGCAACAGGAAGAACCGCCAGAACAGGCGGAGCAGCAGCAGCAGCAGCAGCAGCAACAGGAGUCUACCGGCGAGUUUGCUGCUGCUGCUGCUGCUGCUGAUGCAGUUGUUCCUGCUGCUGUUGCUGCAGCGCAGGAAGCCCCGCAGGUGGGGGCCCUGGGGGCCCCCCAACGUUUAGAGUGCGUGAGGGGGGCCCCCCUGGGUAAGGAACUUCGAGUGCUGCUGCACCAACGGCUGCAGCAGCAUGUCGAGCACCAGCAACAGCAGCAGCAGCAGCAGCAGCAGCAGCAACAGCAGCAGCAGCAGCAUCAGCAACAACAUGCAGCAGGACAGCUGCACAGAUAUGGGAUCCGCUUCCCCGCAGUCCAGGUACCCGCAGAGCAAGCCGCAGCAAAUGUAGCAGCAGCAGCAGGCGCUGCUGCUGCUGCUCGUGCUGGAGCACCUGCUGCUGGGGCGGCCCUGUGUACUGACAUCGAGCUGCUGCUGCAGGGGGCCUUAGGCUCCCUCCCCAGCAGCGCAGCAGCAAAGCAGCAGCAACAGCAGCAGCAGCAACUGCUGCGUCUUACCUGCAACAUGCGCUCGGGCGUAGCCGCAGCGGCAGCAGCAGAAGCAGCAGAUGCAGCAGCAGCAGCAACAGCAGCAGCAGAGCUGCUGGGCGCACUCCAGAUCCUCCCAGAUGCCUCGUCUCCCCUGCAGUUGCUGCUGGCCUCCCCUGUAAGGGAGAGGUACUCUGACGUCUUUGUUUUCCUCCUGCGUCUUGAUGCUGCUUUGGGGGCGCUCGGUGAUUGUUGGCUGCUGCGCAGGCAGCAGCAGCAGCAGCAACGCCAGCAGCAGCAACAGCAGCAGCAACAGCAGCAGCAGCAACAGCAGCAACAGCAGCAGCAGCAGCGAUUUGCUGCUAGAUCCUUGCAGCUGCAGCUGCAGCUGCAGCACUUUUUAAGGGCAGUAAAAGACUUCGCCUUGACAGACGCCAUUGAGGCAGAGUGGAAGCUGCUGCAGGGACAAGUAGCAGCAGCAGAAGCUGCAGCAGCAGCAGCAGCAGAGACAGCAGAUGCAGCAGCAGCAGCAGCAGCAGGAAAGAGUAGUCUAACCUUCUUUGCGCUCGUUGAGGCCCACAGCCGCUGCGCCGAGAAUAUAUAUACCAGGUGUCUCCUGUCUCCUCGUCUCGCCCCUCUUCAGAAGAAGCUGCUCGCAAUAAUGCAGUGCGCAUGGCGGCUCAGGGCGUUGCUGCUGCGGCAGCAGCAGCAGCAGCAGCAACAGCGACAGCAGCAAGAGUUGGGAAUGCUGCAGGAUGGUCUUGAGGGCACUCAGCAGCAGCAGCAGCAGCAAGGUGUUGUGCGGGCGUCUCUCUCGCGUUGCUUCUCUCUUGCUGUUGCCUCCUCUACUCCAACGACGGCAGAAUCAGCAGCAGCAGCAGAAGCAGCAGCAGCAGCAGAAGCAGCAGCACGCGAGUUGGAGUGUCUAUACUUUGAUUACGAGCGCAGCAGCAGGGCCUUUGUGAGGGCCCUCUUAGUGCUGCAGCCUCUAAACAUUCUGUCUCCUUUGCUGCUGCGCCUCAACUUUAAUGGAGUUGCUGCUAAACUGUACAACAAAUAA